Otolemur garnettii (small-eared galago) is the source of this 5291-nucleotide messenger RNA. RefSeq names its product phospholipase C gamma 1 (gene PLCG1). Gene Ontology annotation, biological process: phosphatidylinositol-mediated signaling; phospholipid catabolic process; positive regulation of epithelial cell migration. NCBI's taxonomy places the organism in Eukaryota, Metazoa, Chordata, Mammalia, Primates, Galagidae. Gene Ontology annotation, molecular function: calcium ion binding; protein binding; phosphatidylinositol-4,5-bisphosphate phospholipase C activity. Bases 126 to 4106 code for a protein of 1326 amino acids. The transcript is spliced from 31 exons. The record is from RefSeq and is a predicted model, not a curated record.
GCCGCCGCCGCCGGGUCCCGCUCGCUGGCCGCCUCAGCAGCCGCCGCCGCCUCCUCCUCCUCCUUCUCCUCCUCCUCCUCCACGCCAGACCGGGCUGCGCCGCCGCCGCCCCCAGCGCCGGAGCCAUGGCGGGCGCUGCGUCCCCCUGCGCCAAUGGCUGCGGGCCCGGCGCGCCCUCGGACGCCGAGGUGCUGCACCUCUGCCGCAGCCUCGAGGUGGGCACGGUCAUGACUUUGUUCUACUCCAAGAAGUCGCAGCGGCCCGAGCGGAAGACCUUCCAGGUCAAGCUGGAGACGCGCCAGAUCACGUGGAGCCGCGGCGCCGACAAGAUCGAGGGGGCCAUUGAUAUUCGUGAAAUUAAGGAGAUCCGGCCAGGGAAGACCUCACGGGACUUUGAUCGCUAUCAGGAGGACCCUGCUUUCCGGCCAGACCAGUCACACUGCUUUGUCAUCCUCUAUGGAAUGGAAUUCCGCUUGAAGACCUUGAGCUUGCAAGCCACGUCUGAGGAGGAGGUGAACAUGUGGAUCAAGGGCUUGUCUUGGCUAAUGGAGGACACGUUGCAGGCAGCCACACCCCUGCAGAUUGAGCGGUGGCUCCGGAAGCAGUUCUACUCAGUGGACCGGAAUCGUGAGGACCGGAUAUCAGCCAAGGACCUGAAGAACAUGUUGUCCCAGGUCAACUACCGUGUCCCCAACAUGCGCUUUCUCCGAGAGCGGCUGACAGACCUGGAACAGCGCAGUGGGGACAUCACCUAUGGGCAGUUUGCUCAGCUGUACCGCAGCCUCAUGUACAGCGCCCAGAAGACGAUGGACCUCCCCUUCUUGGAAGCCAGUGCUCUGAGGGCUGGAGAGCGGCCAGAGCUUUGCCGAGUGUCCCUUCCUGAGUUCCAGCAGUUCCUCCUCGACUACCAGGGGGAGCUCUGGGCUGUAGACCGACUCCAGGUACAGGAGUUCAUGCUCAGCUUCCUCAGAGACCCCUUGCGUGAGAUUGAAGAACCAUACUUCUUCCUGGAUGAGUUUGUCACUUUCCUGUUCUCCAAAGAGAACAGUGUGUGGAACACCCAGCUGGAUGCGGUGUGUCCGGACACCAUGAACAACCCUCUCUCCCACUACUGGAUCUCUUCCUCACACAACACGUACCUGACUGGGGACCAGUUCUCCAGUGAGUCCUCCCUGGAAGCCUAUGCUCGUUGCCUGCGGAUGGGCUGUCGCUGCAUUGAGUUGGACUGCUGGGACGGCCCAGAUGGGAUGCCAGUCAUUUAUCAUGGUCACACCCUCACCACCAAGAUCAAGUUCUCAGACGUCCUGCACACCAUCAAGGAGCAUGCCUUCGUGGCCUCAGAAUACCCAGUCAUCCUGUCCAUUGAGGACCAUUGCAGCAUUGCCCAGCAGAGGAACAUGGCCCAGUACUUCAAGAAGGUGCUUGGGGACACACUCCUCACCAAGCCUGUGGACAUCGCAGCUGAUGGGCUGCCCUCUCCCAACCAGCUCAAGAGGAAGAUCCUCAUCAAGCACAAGAAGCUGGCGGAGGGCAGUGCCUAUGAGGAGGUGCCUACGUCUGUGAUGUACUCUGAGAAUGACAUCAGCAACUCCAUCAAGAAUGGCAUUCUUUACCUGGAGGACCCUGUGAACCAUGAGUGGUAUCCCCACUACUUCGUUCUGACCAGCAGCAAGAUCUACUACUCUGAGGAAACCAGCAGUGACCAGGGCAAUGAGGAUGAGGAGGAGCCCAAGGAGGCCAGUGGCAGCACAGAGCUGCACUCCAAUGAGAAGUGGUUCCACGGGAAGCUCGGGGCAGGGCGGGACGGGCGGCACAUCGCCGAGCGCCUGCUCACCGAGUACUGCAUUGAGACUGGGGCCCCCGAUGGCUCCUUCCUAGUGCGGGAGAGUGAGACCUUCGUGGGUGACUACACGCUUUCCUUCUGGCGGAAUGGGAAGGUCCAGCACUGCCGUAUCCACUCCCGGCAGGAUGCUGGGACCCCCAAGUUCUUCUUGACGGAUAACCUGGUCUUUGACUCCCUCUACGACCUCAUCACACACUACCAGCAGGUGCCCCUGCGCUGCAACGAGUUUGAGAUGCGCCUCUCAGAGCCUGUCCCGCAGACCAAUGCCCACGAGAGCAAAGAGUGGUACCACGCAAGCCUGACCAGAGCACAAGCUGAGCACAUGCUGAUGCGUGUCCCCCGGGACGGGGCCUUCCUGGUGCGGAAACGGAGUGAGCCUAACUCAUAUGCCAUCUCCUUCCGGGCUGAGGGCAAGAUCAAGCAUUGCCGCGUCCAGCAGGAGGGCCAGACUGUGAUGCUGGGGAACUCUGAGUUCGACAGCCUUGUUGACCUCAUCAGCUACUACGAGAAGCACCCGCUGUACCGAAAGAUGAAGCUGCGCUACCCCAUCAACGAGGAGGCGCUGGAGAAGAUCGGCACAGCUGAGCCCGACUACGGAGCCCUGUAUGAGGGGCGCAACCCUGGCUUCUAUGUGGAGGCAAACCCGAUGCCGACUUUCAAGUGUGCAGUCAAAGCCCUCUUUGACUACAAGGCCCAGAGGGAGGAUGAGCUGACCUUCACCAAGAGUGCUAUCAUCCAGAACGUGGAGAAACAGGAGGGAGGCUGGUGGCGAGGGGACUAUGGAGGGAAGAAGCAGCUGUGGUUCCCGUCAAACUAUGUAGAAGAGAUGGUCAGCCCAGUGGCCCUGGAACCUGAGAGGGAGCACUUGGAUGAGAACAGCCCCCUGGGAGACUUGUUGCGGGGGGUCUUGGACGUACCGGCUUGUCAGAUCGCCAUCCGUCCCGAGGGCAAGAACAACCGGCUCUUCGUCUUCUCUAUCAGCAUGGCAUCAGUGCCCCACUGGUCCCUGGAUGUUGCCGCUGACUCCCUGGAGGAGCUGCAGGACUGGGUGAAAAAGAUCCGUGAAGUGGCCCAAACUGCAGAUGCCAGGCUCACCGAAGGGAAGAUGAUGGAACGGAGGAAGAAGAUCGCCCUGGAGCUCUCUGAGCUUGUUGUCUACUGCCGGCCUGUUCCCUUCGAUGAAGAGAAGAUUGGCACAGAACGUGCCUGCUAUCGGGACAUGUCAUCCUUUCCGGAAACCAAGGCUGAGAAAUAUGUGAACAAGGCCAAAGGCAAGAAGUUCCUCCAGUACAAUCGGCUGCAGCUCUCCCGCAUCUACCCCAAGGGCCAGCGGCUGGACUCCUCCAAUUACGACCCCUUGCCCAUGUGGAUCUGUGGCAGUCAGCUUGUGGCCCUCAACUUCCAGACCCCAGACAAGCCUAUGCAGAUGAACCAGGCCCUCUUCAUGGCCGGCAGGCACUGUGGCUAUGUGCUGCAGCCAAGCACCAUGCGGGACGAGGCCUUCGACCCUUUUGACAAGAGCAGCCUCCGCGGGCUGGAGCCGUGUGCCAUCUGUAUCGAGGUGCUGGGGGCCCGGCAUCUGCCAAAGAAUGGCCGAGGCAUAGUGUGUCCUUUUGUGGAGAUUGAGGUGGCUGGAGCUGAGUAUGACAACGCUAAGCAGAAGACAGAAUUUGUAGGUGAGUCCACCUUCUUGGUCGUCUUCCCAGGGACAGUGAGAGCCCCUGCCCUCAGCUGCCCGAUCCUCUCCCAGGGUGGCCUGAAGCCUUCUCAUACUUUUGCAGUGGACAAUGGACUUAACCCCAUGUGGCCGGCCAAGCCUUUCCACUUCCAGAUCAGUAAUCCUGAAUUUGCCUUCCUGCGCUUUGUGGUGUAUGAGGAAGACAUGUUCAGUGACCAGAACUUCCUGGCUCAGGCUACUUUCCCAGUAAAAGGCCUGAAGACAGGAUACAGAGCGGUGCCUUUGAAGAACAACUACAGCGAGGACUUGGAGUUGGCCUCCCUGCUUAUCAAGAUCGACAUUUUCCCUGCCAAGCAGGAAAACGGUGACCUCAGUCCCUUUGGUGGUACGUCCCUGCGAGAGAGGGGCUCAGAUGCCUCUGGCCAGCUGUUUCAUGGCCGGGCCCGGGAAGGCUCCUUUGAAGCCCGCUACCAGCAGCCAUUUGAGGACUUCCGUAUCUCCCAGGAGCAUCUCGCAGACCAUUUUGACAGUCGGGAACGAAGGGCCCCAAGAAGGACUCGGGUCAAUGGAGAUAACCGCCUCUAGGGCCCCAGCCUUGCUGGAGAGGAGCAGGUGCUAUGCGCCUCGUGGAAUGCUGUGAACUGGGUUCUUCGGAAGCAGCCUGCUCUGGCAGCCUUCCUGGUCUUACAGCCUGGAGCCUGGAUUCCCAGCAGCGAAUGCUGGACAGAAACCAAGCCAUGAAUGAGACAUAUCACCGUUUGGGGACCCCAUGCCCCAGCUCUGGGUGAAGGCAAAAACUGUACUGUGUCUCGCAUUAAGCACACACUCUGGCCCUGACUUUGGAGAUGGAUCCUUCGGUCUUGGGCCAGGACCACGUUUGAAGCCCCUUGGAGAGAGAGGAUGGCCUCUGUGGCAUAGGAGGCGCUAAGGAGCCACUGACAUUCCUGAGAGUAGAGGGGAAGGUGGAGCCUUGCUGGGCCAGGGAAACAAAGUUUACAUUGUCCUGUAGCUUUAAAACCGCAGGGUGAGAGGGCUCAGGCCCCUGCAGUUUGGCCCUGGAGCUGGGGUAGAGGAGUGCAGGGCCUGUGUGGAGAAGGGCUCUGCCCUGCCAAGGAGGAGGACACAGCACAAGGGCACAUUGCCCACAGCUGGGAACAUUACCCAGCCUGGAAGAUACAGGGGAUCAUGUUAAAAAUAGCAGUAUUAUUUUUCUUCUCAAUGGUAUUGUAACUAAGUUAUUUACUCCUCCCGCUCGCUCUUCACCCUUGUAGGGGAAGCCUCAGAGUAGAGCCUCUGAGAGCGAGGCAGGGGCUACCAGCCUGUGGGGAGGGCUCUAUGGGGGAUGUUAGGGCACCCUCAGGAAUGAGGGAGGGAAGGGAAGAGAAGAAACAGCAGAGCCCAUUCUGGUGAGGUUUCUUGUUUUCUGUUUUUAAGGCAGAGACUCAGUGUACUUUCCCGUAGGAAUGAAAAAGGGAUUAAGGAGUUGCCUGCCUUGCGGGUAGGUGGGGGAAAGGCAGGCAGGUGCUGAAUGAAGCUUCUGUCUGGUCUAAAAAGAUCCGAGGAAGGAGGCAGGACGGUUGGGAAGGCAGUCCCCACCUCUGAGGAGAGAGGCUGGGGUGCAGGCCUGUGGGCUCAAAGGUGCCUCAUAGCAUAGCCAGCAUUCAGCACACGCAAACCCAUUGCCCACACUUGGGCUCAGGGUUGGCCAUUUGCUAGUUCUGCUGCCCUCUUAAGAUCUGACUGCCAAAUAAAUCAUCCUCAUGUCCUUUU